UGCCGAAUUCUUUUCCAAGACGGCAUUUCCAGAGUUACUACAAGUACCUGCGCUCCAAUUCCCUUCAAAAUGGCCUACGAUCAAAGAGCAAAGAGGAGAAAGACUGACGACGACAGCUAUGUCGACGCUUCGUUCCCGUCAGAAGGCGGUAGCGGCCGCAAGUGGACAAUCUCCAUUGCCAUUCCCAGCAGUGUUCUCGCAGAUGCCCUCACAGCCGAGCGCCGCAACUCCGUAGCUGGCCGCAUCGCCCGCGCCCUCGCCGUCUUCUCCGUCGACGAGAUCGUAAUCUUCGACGACAGCCCGACCGAAUCCCGCCCCAAGAGCGUCGACACAAAGGCCUACACCGGCGACAUCGACCCCUCCCACUUCCUCGAGCACCUCCUCGGCUACCUCGAGGUCCCGCCCUUCAUGCGCAAGAUGCUCUUCCCCCUCCACCCGAACCUGCGCCUCGCCAGUCAGCUUCCAUCCCUCGAGAUGCCGCACCACCCCAACCCGGCCGAAUGGCUCCCCUACCGCGAAGGCGUCGCCGGCAAGGGAACACCCCGAGGCACCAUGAUCGAUAUCGGCCUCAAGGACCAGGUCCUCAUCGAGGAUGAGGUGCCUCCCAACACCCGCGUGACGUUGUACCACCCGGACCAGAGGUCGCAAAAGGCCGAGGCGUGCGAUCCGUCGGCGCCGAGGGAGGAGGGCGGCUUCUACUGGGGAUACCAGGUCCGACGCGCCAACUCAUUGACGGCGCUGUUCACGGAGUGCAAGUACGAGGGCGGUUACGACGUCAGCAUCGGUACCUCGGAGCGUGGACGGACACUCUCUGAGGCCUUCCCUAGUGCAGAGCCCCUGGAGUUCAAGCAUCUUCUCAUUGCGUUUGGUGGACCCAGAGGUAUUGAAUAUGCGGCGUUGAACGACAAGGAGCUCGAGGGUAUGGAUAUGGGUCCUUCAAAGGCCAAGGAGCUGUUUGACCACUGGGUCAACAUCUUGCCUGGUCAGGGCAGCCGUAACAUCAGGACGGACGAGGCUCUUUGGGUAGCGUUGACGAGCAUGAGGAGGUUGUGGUAUGAGGUUUGAUGCUGCUCUGCGAUGUUCAGGGGCGCUGUGUUGGACCGGCAUCUUGACGGAGACAUGAUACCCAUAAUGAAAGUUUGAUUCCAUGGACCAACUCUUCCGUUAAUCACAUCGCAUAGUGCAGGCCGUUGAAGGAUUAUGGAGGUACUGUCUAUUUUAAGGACAGUUCUGCGAUACGCCAUCAUUGAAUACGCCAAAUAGAUGAAGGAGCAUCCAUCAGGCAGGAUCACAUCUGAGUUCACAGGGAGUUGUAGAAUUGGUUGUUUCGGUGCUGCAUAAAGCAUGCCAGUGAUCGUCCAGAAACUGACCAAAGCAAUCAAUGGCCGGUGCUCUUCACUAAAAGACUCUUCCAUGUCAUCACCUGUUGCAGUCACAGGAAAAGGAGCGGCGGUCGUCUCUACUUAUCCAUUUUCCCAAUCUU
Colletotrichum phormii is the source of this 1483-nucleotide messenger RNA. RefSeq names its product putative RNA methyltransferase. Bases 70 to 1065 code for a protein of 331 amino acids. The transcript is spliced from 3 exons. Lineage: Eukaryota; Fungi; Ascomycota; Sordariomycetes; Glomerellales; Glomerellaceae. The record is from RefSeq and is a predicted model, not a curated record.